UUGGGUUUAUGAGGAUGCGCUUCUAUGCCGGAGAGAAAUGCGUUGCGAGCAGCCCUGGGGAGAUGGAAUUCUUCGCCCCGGUAAGCUCUCCACCGAUUUCAAGAGCUCAGGAGCGAGGAGCCAGAGAUUCGUGUGGAUUCAAGCAGAGUUUCCAAGCAAUUGGAAGCGGAUUUUGGUAUCCGAUCGCUUCGGGCACUCGCAUUUCUGUAGGACUACUAGAGGAUCGAUUGCCAGGAGCUCGAGGAAUGCGAGGCGAAUUUUUGUAGCUAGUAGCGGCAGCGGCAGUGGAAACUCUAGCUUCUCCAGCGCGAAGAGAAGGUUAAUUGCCAGGGGCUUGGAAUGGAGGAUACAUGCAAAGCGUCCUAGGAGAGAAAGCUGGUGGAAGAAACUCUUGCUCGACGACUUCGACUGGUGGAGAGAGCACAACGACGAGGCCGCCAUGGACGAGAUUGGACGCAUGAUGCUCGACGACGAGGAGAUUAAAUCCUGGAAGCAGCGAGUUGACGCCAUCAACGAGCUCCGCUGGUACCGAAAGAGGGGACGAGACCCCGGCAGUGAUAACUGGGAAGAUUGGCUGGAUGGUGAGAGCUGGGAGAAAUCCAGGGACAAAGAAGUUUCUUCUCGGGGAGAAGUUGACGAGAUCGAGCAGGAGCUACUCCACAAGAAAGAAGAGGAGCUUAAGUACCUUCGGUCGGAGCUGGAUAGCUUUGGAAAGGCUAGGAAAGCAACCGGGCCAUUCUCGGAUUUGUUCCAAGAGCCUCUCGAGUGGCACCAGGAGAACAAGUUCGAGAGGGGAUUUGCGAGGUCCGCGGCAAGAUCAACAGUGAAGUUCGCUGCGUGCCUCAUUUUGAUACCGUGGCUUGCAGACUUCGUCGUGCAUGACUGCGUGCUGGUCCCCUUCUUAAAGAGAUAUGUCGAGCUCGUACCUUUCGCGGCCAGGGCAUUCGACGUCACGGACUCACAAAUGACCAAGAGAGUGGUUCCUCCGCUGGAGGACGAAGAGAAGCGUUUGAUGUUCGAGGUCAGGAUUGGAAUCGCUCCUCCCAUUUCCGAAGAGAAACUAACGCAGCAUCUUCACGACGAAGCGCUAGAAUUGGUCGAGGAAGUCAGAGCAGAGAAUCGAAGCAAUUUUGCAAGCGUCUGGUCCGAUGUGGCAGGCGUAGUGUUGAUGCUCCUGAUCAUACUCAAUCCAGUGCAAGUGGAGCUCAUGAGUUACUCAGGGAUUCGUCUCUUCAGCAAUCUUUCAGACAUUGGGAAGGCAUUCUUUAUCAUUCUUUUCUCGGACAUAUUCCUCGGGUACCAUUCCGAGUCGGGCUGGGUGACCGUGGUGAACCUUUUCCUCGAGCACUACGGCAUGAAGGCCAACGAGGCUUCCAUAUCUUCCUUCGUGGCGAUAGUUCCAGUGACCAUCGAUGCCUGCUUCAAGCUAUGGGUUUUCCGAAAUCUUCCUCGCUUGUCUCCGUCCCUCACGGCCAUAUUCCGCGAGAUGGAACGCCACUAAAGCUGAAAGAUCUCUUCAUUGCCAGGUAUAUGGAAGUACAAACAACAAAACUUUUUUGCUCCUUGGCAGGAGCUUGCUUUGCUCACAAGUUUUGUUAAUGCUUGUGAUACAAGAUUGUUUUCGAUCAUCCCUCCAGGGGAUGCUUCGACGAUCAGUGGCGAGCUCUCUUGCUCGGCGGCCCGGCUUGUUGUUGCUGAAGCGCCAGUUGCCUUGUGAAGUGGCUCACCUCCUUAGCCAGUUGCCUCCUGUUCCCUUCCUCCUCUUGCUGGAGCGCCACGGCCACCAUCCGCGUGAUCCGGUCGGCACGGGGAGGAUCCAACGCCACCUCGUCCUCCAUGUAAUGGCAGUCCGGCCUGAGCGCCCUCUUGUUGUUGGUCUCGGCCCAGUGAUCAUAGUCCGCAAAGUCGAAGCUAUCGUAUUGUUUCACCCGGAUGCUCCUAUUGUUACCAGCUUCGAUCACCAAGUCGUCGAUCAUGCGCUUGAGCUCAACAUACCGCUCAACGUCCACCGCCACCAUCGCCGAUCUGCUCUGCUCGUGAGAAGUUCUUCUUGUCUCCCUUUUACAAUCACAAACCCUAUACGAAACCUAUAUUUUGUUUUUC
Selaginella moellendorffii is the source of this 2103-nucleotide messenger RNA. RefSeq names its product chloroplast envelope membrane protein-like. The transcript is spliced from 7 exons. Bases 38 to 1501 code for a protein of 487 amino acids. Gene Ontology annotation, cellular component: membrane. The record is from RefSeq and is a predicted model, not a curated record. Lineage: Eukaryota; Viridiplantae; Streptophyta; Lycopodiopsida; Selaginellales; Selaginellaceae.